AUGGGUUUUCUCUUAGCGCUUUACUUCAUCCUCCUACUCCUCUUCCUCUUCCUGUUGUGCUCAAUUUUACAAGCAGCAGAAUCUCAAGAACCUGCCUGUGGUAAAGAAGUAUGUGGAAAUAUUACAAUUCCAUCCCCUUUUGGAUUAAUCAAUAGCACCUGCUAUACUCAUCCUUCGUUUCGCGUAACUUGCAAGCAAACCCCCAGUGGGGACAAGCCUUUCAUAAACGUAAAUGGCAUCGAUCUGGAGGUACUUGGAAAAGCCUUAUAUUCAAACGCCAUUCUCAUCAACAAUCCAGUUACUUACAUUAAUUGUGAUCGUAUAAACGACGUUAGUGGGAGGGUCAAUCUCUUAAGCACUCCAUUUUUCUUCUCAAGUACGAGGAAUUAUUUCGGGUCAGUAGGUUGCGGAAAUUUGGCUACUAUUUUAAGUAACGAAGCUGUUUCACUUGGCGGUUGCAUUCAAACAAGGUGUGACGAUGGUGCUUCUGAAUCUGGCUGCUUUACUCAAAUUACUGCAAAUCUUACUUCCUAUACCGUAAACAUGAAAGCCAUGUAUCCUGACAGCAAAAGAUGCGCAUCUGCUUUCAUCUUUAGCAAGUACUCUUUCCGUAGUGCUUACCCAUUACCCACUGGCAUCAAUAAUGGAACUACGCAUGUUCCCGCCGUGCUCAACUGGAAUUCUACCUAUUGCGGUGACGGAGGUCAGUCACGCGCUGUCACUUCAAUUGCUUGGCUUUUAUUCUUCUUCUUUUAAUUCGGUUAAUAUAUAGAUUUUGCUAAUUGUUUAAAAUCAGCCUUUAGAAUCAUAUAAGUUCUAAAAAGGUUUUAGGAUCAUUUAUUUUGUAUAUUAAUAAUUUUGGCUUUCAAAAUUUAUACCUAAAA
Messenger RNA from Gossypium arboreum, 884 nucleotides. Its product is annotated as wall-associated receptor kinase-like 17. The transcript has a single exon. Bases 1 to 756 code for a protein of 251 amino acids. The record is from RefSeq and is a predicted model, not a curated record. Gene Ontology annotation, molecular function: polysaccharide binding. Lineage: Eukaryota; Viridiplantae; Streptophyta; Magnoliopsida; Malvales; Malvaceae.